This is a messenger RNA of Ochotona princeps (American pika), 1781 nucleotides long. RefSeq names its product activating transcription factor 3 (gene ATF3). The coding region runs from base 223 to 768 and encodes 181 amino acids. The record is from RefSeq and is a predicted model, not a curated record. Gene Ontology annotation, molecular function: RNA polymerase II cis-regulatory region sequence-specific DNA binding; DNA-binding transcription factor activity, RNA polymerase II-specific. NCBI's taxonomy places the organism in Eukaryota, Metazoa, Chordata, Mammalia, Lagomorpha, Ochotonidae. Gene Ontology annotation, biological process: regulation of transcription by RNA polymerase II. The transcript is spliced from 4 exons. Gene Ontology annotation, cellular component: nucleus.
AACCGGAGUAAACGAGCGCUAUAAAAGGGGUGAUGCAACGAGCUCUGAGCCACAGUUGCACUCGGCGAGGCGCACACUUCCCUGAGCGCAGCUAGCAGCCCGCGCCGUCCCAGAGCCGUGCCGCCAGCUCGUGCGUCGCCUGUAAGCCCGCAGCGCUCCCCUACCGACCCGACCCUGCCCGCCGCGCGGACCCCCGCCGCCACGAGCGGAGCCUGGAGCAAAAUGAUGCUUCAACACCCAGGCCAGGUCUCUGCUUCGGAAGUCAGUGCCUCAGCCAUCGUUCCCUGUCUGUCCCCUCCUGGGUCGCUGGUGUUUGAGGAUUUUGCUAACCUGACGCCAUUUGUCAAGGAAGAGCUGAGGUUUGCCAUCCAGAACAAGCACCUGUGCCACCGGAUGUCUUCUGCAUUGGAGUCAGUCACUGUCAGUGACAGACCUCUGGAAAUGUCUGUCACGAAAGUUGAGGUAGCUCCUGAAGAAGAUGAAAGGAAGAAGAGGCGACGGGAAAGAAACAAGAUUGCAGCUGCCAAGUGCCGGAACAAGAAGAAAGAGAAGACAGAAUGCCUACAGAAGGAGUCGGAGAAGCUGGAGAGUGUAAAUGCUGAACUGAAGGCCCAGAUUGAGGAGCUCAAGAACGAGAAGCAGCACUUGAUCUACAUGCUCAACCUCCACCGACCCACGUGCAUCGUCCGAGCUCAGAAUGGGCGGACUCCAGAAGAUGAGAGAAACCUCUUUAUUCAACAGAUAAAAGAAGGAACAUUGCAGAGCUAAGCAGCCGUGGCAUGGGGCAACUGGGGAGUCCUCAUUGAAUCCUCCUUUUACACCAAAAACCCUGACGCCAUUGGAGAGCUGACUUCCUGUGCACCUCUAGAAUCCCAGCAGCAGAGAACCAUCAUGGUGCGAAGGGCCCUUGGAGACACACUGGGCCUUCCCAUCGUGCCCCAGAGUGAACUUUGGACCAGGGCAAGCACAUCUUUUGCCUCAGCUCCAGGAUUUAGGCCUUUACUUACUGGCCAUCUUUAGAUAUUCCGGAUGGUCCCUGGUUAGGCUCCUGCCUACUUUUCAUCUGGAUUCUAUGAACACCAGGAUGCCCACCCCUGGGAUUCAUGCAGAAGUGUCUGUACCUUGGAGUGGAUGAGAGGAUGCGAUCUCCACAGCAGGGGCUGCUGUCCCUUAUAGGAGUGGAGUGGAGUGGCAUCAUUUAGUGAACUUGUACGAUGGCCAGGGCUGUGCUUCCUAGCAAACAUGCUGUUUUGUCCAAGAAUGACCAUGCAGGAGGCAUUUGUUUCAGAACUAGGCUUUGUGCUCUUCUCAUGUUUGCCGCAUCACCUGUGUGACUUUUACAUGCUUCUCCUCAGGUCUGUCGCCACUAGCAGUGUCUCACAAUGUAUGCCAGUGGCCAUGAGAGCAUGUGGGCCCCUGGAAGGCACAGUCCUCCUGCUGGCCGGCAGGGUAGCUUUGUGCUAACCAAGGAGACCUCCUUUCCUUUAGCACUGGGGCAUGACGGCAGGGCCCCUGAUGCAGGAGCAAAUUGAGGAGUCCAGCUUCCAAAAGGUGAGGCCUCUCCGCCCAGUGAUGUAGGUCAGGAGUUAGUUCUAGGCCAGAAAAGCCCAGGAAUAUUCCAUUUUCCUCUCUCUGUGGUCAACAGGCACAGUGAGUGGAGGACUGUUUGAAGCCAGGUGAUGUCUAGGCUUUCUCAUUAUUAGAUGUUAAUGGCAUUGUUUUUGUCACGUAGCUGUUUCCAGAAAUAAACCCAGAGUAUCUGCCACUGUGAGAGUCACUCA